CAUCUAACGAAUCAGCUUUUCGCUCAAUCAAAUAGUCAAAUGUCCGGUUAGAAUAUAUGUGAGGAAGAAGCUUUUAGUAUAUUCAAGGAAAACUUUCAUUUUCUAUUCGAGUCUUGCAAAAUCCGAAUAGGAUUGAAAAGCUGAUUCCGCUUUGAAAGCUCAACCUUGAGAGAAUCAGUUUCCCUUUGGAUUAUAUAUUUUGACUCUAUUACAUUGAUUUGUAGGGGCUUUGAGAUCCCAAGCGGGCCAAACAGCAGUCUUCAACUUCAACUUUGAGAUCCAAAGGGCCUUGGACCCGGACUCUUUUGUCUUUAAAGGUCCUUGACGACAAAUCGUUUUGCGAAGAGCAGUCUACAACUUCAGCUUUGAGAUCCGAAGGGCUUUGGACCCGGACUCUUUUAUCUUUAAAGGUUCUUGACGACAACUCGUUUUGCCAGAUCUUAAGCACCAUUGCUCGUUGUCGUUUAAAAGUGAUCCUUUCAUUUUAUCUCCAUGAUACACGUGGCAGCCGGCAACUACUCCCUGCGACCAAAGGAAAUUUUUAAUACAAAAACGCUUUGGCCUGUACAGUUACCGUGCGUCUCUCGAAAGGCCUAAGCAGCUACGAACUAUCACUGACACUGGUAACAUCAGAAUUUCGCCCUUUGAAAUCUCGGCAAUACCCAUUUGAGUCUGGAGCUGAAAAUGAAUUGGUGAACACUGCGUUGAUAACCUAGGAAAGGAAAAGGAGAGAGAAAAGGACCAACUAUGCAGGGGCCGAGUCUUCAGAGGACACCAUUCAUCUCGAGGGGAAAGCCUCCCUUAUUGGCUCUGAUGGAUUCAUUGCCAUGUCUCGCUAGCAUUUCCAGAAAACCCAUUUCAUCUUCUUUAAGAUACAGAGGGAUCUCGAGGUUGAAUUCUGCUUUUGGUACAAUUAGAGCACAAGCAUCUAAUGUUAGUAUUGGAUCUGGGGGCUAUGAAGAUGGGGAGAAGCAAGACAACCAGAAAAGCUUUGUUAAUGGUCCAUCAAAUGACAACUCAUCGGAAAUUGUGAAACCUCCUCGCAAAAUCCCUUAUCCUCUAUCCAUAGCUGUUGUUCUAUUUGGAUGUGCUUUGCUCUUUUCAUUGGCUGCCUUUGUGAAAGGUGGUCCUUCAUCAAUUUUAGCAGCAAUUGCAAAGUCAGGAUUAACAGCUGCAUUCACAUUAAUAUUUGUUUCUGAAAUUGGGGACAAGACAUUUUUUAUUGCUGCACUGUUGGCCAUGCAAUACCAGAAAGGAUUGGUUCUUCUGGGAUCAAUGGGUGCUCUUUCACUUAUGACAAUCUUGUCAGUUGUAAUUGGACGGAUAUUUCACUCAGUGCCUGCUCAGUUCCAAACAACCCUUCCAAUUGGAGAAUAUGCGGCUGUAACUCUUCUAAUGUUCUUUGGGCUCAAAUCAAUAAAAGAUGCAUGGGAUCUUCCUUCAAGUGAAGUUAAAAGUGGUGAGAAGAGCGGUCCUGAACUUGAUGAAUAUGCUGAAGCUGAGGAACUUGUGAAAGAAAAGGUCUCAAAGAGGCUUACAAAUCCAUUCGAGAUUGUCUGGAAGUCAUUCAGCCUUGUAUUCUUUGCUGAAUGGGGAGAUCGCUCAAUGCUUGCAACAAUUGCUCUUGGUGCUGCUCAGUCUCCAUGGGGUGUGGCAACUGGAGCCAUUGCUGGACAUCUGGUUGCGACAUCAAUUGCAAUUCUAGGAGGAGCUUUUCUUGCCAACUACAUUUCAGAAAAACUGGUUGGCUACUUGGGUGGAGUGCUUUUCCUUAUUUUUGCCGUUGCCACAUUUUUUGGAUUUUUCUAAUUAAUGCAUGAGGAAUUUAGAGAGAAUGUUUAGUGCAACUAUAAUGGAGCAUUACACCUGGGAUUAUUGGACAUCAUUUGUGACUAAGAGAAGAAAGUGGACAAAAAGGAGCCUGAAAUGCACCAUGGACAUGGAAUAGUCUAACAGACAUUUCACACUUCAAAAACUCAAGUUAGGAUGGAUAGUUCAUCUAUGUAUGUUAUGUUGUACCUUCUGCUCUUUUUGAAGGAUCACAUAUCAGAAAACUUUAGAUGGAGAGGUGGAUUUGUAUAUUCAAAAAUUUUUCAGUCGCUCAAUUGAACAGGAGUUGUGAAAUAAGAUACUGCCCCUCAGUAUUAUUCAACAUCAAGGACAUGAAAGUUCUGAACACAAGCAAUCUUGUUACAGACUGUCUGCUGUUCCUGAAACCAAGAUGAAGCUACCAUGGUUGAACUAUUGAAAUCUUUCUUGAUCAAAGAUUAUAUGCUUCCCCAUCCCUGCAAUUAUUGUUUAAUUUGGAGUAUAUCUUAAAA
Messenger RNA from Manihot esculenta (cassava), 2321 nucleotides. Its product is annotated as protein PAM71-homolog, chloroplastic. The transcript has 10 exons. Gene Ontology annotation, molecular function: calcium ion transmembrane transporter activity; manganese ion transmembrane transporter activity. The record is from RefSeq and is a predicted model, not a curated record. Gene Ontology annotation, cellular component: Golgi apparatus; chloroplast. NCBI's taxonomy places the organism in Eukaryota, Viridiplantae, Streptophyta, Magnoliopsida, Malpighiales, Euphorbiaceae. Gene Ontology annotation, biological process: Golgi calcium ion transport; calcium ion transmembrane transport; manganese ion transmembrane transport. The coding region runs from base 748 to 1809 and encodes 353 amino acids.